AUGACGGAUAUACAAUUGCCUGCUCUUGCCACGGGCUACUACUCUGGUGGGGAAAGCGAAGAUGAAGACACGAAGGACUCGCUAGUGGAUGAGCUUACGAAACCACGUAAAAAUCGUCGUGGUCAACGAGCCAGACAAAAGAUCUGGGAAAAGAAGUAUGGUUCUGGCGCUAAACACGUUGUGAAGCAGCAUGAGAGAGCAAAAUCCGAUAGAGAGAGGCUGAGACUUGAAUUUGAAGCCCGUCAAGAAAAGAGAGACCGUAAGCAGCAGGAACGGGAAGAGAGAGAAAAGGUGAGAGCAGAGAAGAUGAAAAAGCAGCAGGAGAGAGAG
Messenger RNA from Pichia membranifaciens NRRL Y-2026, 330 nucleotides. RefSeq lists its product as hypothetical. Lineage: Eukaryota; Fungi; Ascomycota; Pichiomycetes; Pichiales; Pichiaceae. The record is from RefSeq and is a predicted model, not a curated record. The transcript has a single exon. Gene Ontology annotation, cellular component: 90S preribosome; nucleus. Gene Ontology annotation, biological process: maturation of SSU-rRNA. The annotation marks the transcript as partial.